This is a messenger RNA of Stylonychia lemnae, 924 nucleotides long. The record is from the annotation of a GenBank genome assembly. NCBI's taxonomy places the organism in Eukaryota, Ciliophora, Spirotrichea, Sporadotrichida, Oxytrichidae.
AUGGAAAGCCCUAUUACCUUCCUUAACAAUAACUUUGAUAACUUAAGAUUAUAUGAUGAUUCUCAUGAAAUAUCAGUAAAAAGAUAAUACAAUUAGAAAUUGAAUGAAUCAGAGGGAAACUUUUCGAGUAGUUUAGGUUCCGCUGAUAGUCAAACGUCAACUAUUUAUUCAUUGAAUAAUUCUCCUUAAAAAGAUUAUAAUAUAAUAUACGGUGGAAGCAACGACAACAUCUUGGAAGAAUCCUUCACCCAGGAUAGACCUGAUGUUUGCGAGACUAAGCCAAAAAGUCAGCGUACGCUAGAGUUCCUAGUUGAGGCCGAAGAAGAGAUGCUAUCAAUUUGGAAAAGUUCGACUAAAAAAGCCAUAGUCAAGCCAAUAAUAUAAAACUUAUAAUAGACGACUUGCAAACAAAACUAACAAAAUAUUUAAGCAAGUUCACUUAUCAAAUAAGAGAGUUAAAACACACAUGACGACGACUACACCUUACAAAAUGCUUAAUGGCAUUAUGAGAGUGAGUAUUUAAGGCAAGAAGUGCCUGAAAGACCUAGUAAUCCAGUACCCUCAAGGAGUGCACAAAUAAAUUAUUAUUCUCAAAAUCCAGUGAUGCAUGAUUUCAAUCAACAACUCCCAUAAUAUUAGCAAAUAUACUACCAAAGCUUUGAGGACUUUAAUCAGUAUUGCGAAAGUGAUUUAAUCAGUGACCAAACCAAUUAAUAAGACAAUUUCUAUACAGCCAACUUUUAGACUUAACAAUAUAGUUAAGAUCAAGCCUUCUUCAAUUACUAAUACUAGCAACUUCAAUUCUCGCAGCAAAAUUAAAUGAAUGGUUUUUCGCCUUUUUAUUACACUAGCUUCUAGAAUGAGGAGUCGUAGAAUUUUUACAAUUAUACAUAAACCAUUGACCAUUAAUAACAAUAAUUAUGA